CAGGUCGUGACAUUUCCAACAUGAGGGCAAAAAUUUCAGCCAGCAAGUGUAAUCGAAAUGACAUUGAACAGCUGGUAAAAAAACUUAGCGAAAAUGAAGGUGCUACUGCCAAAGUUGUUGUCGAUGACGAGAAUAACCUGCUGGGUUUAUACUAUCAGGAUAAACCAAUGAAGGCUGCAUAUGAUUCAUUCCCUGAAAUUGUUUUCAUUGAUGCUACUUACAAACUGAAUGAGCUAAAAAUGCCGUUGUAUGUAAUGCUUGGAGAAGAUGGCAAUGGCGAAAGUGAGAUUUUCUGCACAUUCAUUGUAUCCAGUGAAGAGAAACCAACCAUUCAAAAAAUGGUGCAGAUCUUUAAAGAUCACAAUCCUUCAUGGACAGGGACAAAAACAGUCAUGACUGACAAAGACUUUGUUGAACGUCAAGUAUUAAAAGAAGAGUUUCCUUGUGUUCACUUGGCUAUAUGUCUUUUCCAUACCCAGAGGACUUUCAGGAGGGAGGUAACAUGUGAUAAAAUGGGGAUCACAGCAGAACAACGAAACCUGUGUCUGGAAAUAUUCCAGAAGAUGACAUAUGCAAAUAGUGAGAAUGAGUAUCAGAAUUUGUGCAAAGAUCUAGAGAGAACAAAAGUCCCAAGUGUCUUGGAAUACUUCAGGAAGAAUUGGGACAAAGAACACCAUGAAUGGGUUGAGGGUCUAAAGUCUGCUAACUUGACAUUCCUGAACCGAACUAACAACAGAUUAGAAUCCUUGAAUCAAAAGAUCAAGACUGUGUGCUCUAGAAAUAUGAGCCUUGGCCAGUUUUAUGAAGAACUUCUGGUCGUGUUUCAAUCCAUUAGGACUCUACGUGACCAUAAGGCAAUUACAUUAUUGCAAAAACGACCUGUUUCCCUGUAUGCUGAAGGUACAGCAGAAGCCAAAUAUAUGAAAGUCUUAACCCCUUAUGCAUUUGGAUUUGUGAUGCAACAGCUAGAGUUAGCCGCCAAAGUUAAAAGCAUUCGCAGAAAGGAUUCUGAAGCUGCCACUGAAUUUGAAGUUGAUGCAUCAUCUGGCAAACUAACAGUGUCCGACUGUAACUGUGAGUGCAUGUUCUUUACAGCAAUGAUGCUUCCUUGCCGACAUAUCUUUGCUGUUCGUAGAAAUUUGGAGAAAGAUGCUUUUGACAUUUCUAUUUGUGCUACAAGGUGGACAAUAAGUUACUAUAAGUCAAAACACUAUGUCCUCAAAAGUUGCGAUGGAAAGAAGUUUUGCUCAACUCCAGAUGAAGCUGCUCCAUUAUGUAUUGAACAACAUACAAAAAAGCGGAUCUUGUCACAACAUGAAAAGUACAGGAAAGCUUUUGCAACGUGUCAAACUUUGGCAUCAUGUGUGUCAGAGUUUCCUAUGCGGGAAUUCCAUGAAAAGGCUGCUGUCUUGGAGAAGAUUUUGAUGUAUUGGAGAAAUGGUGAUGAAGUUGUUGUUCAAAAGGUUUCACAUGAUGACAGUGAGGGUAUGUUAUUUUAA
This is a messenger RNA of Dendronephthya gigantea, 1499 nucleotides long. Its product is annotated as zinc finger SWIM domain-containing protein 3-like. Bases 21 to 1499 code for a protein of 492 amino acids. NCBI's taxonomy places the organism in Eukaryota, Metazoa, Cnidaria, Anthozoa, Malacalcyonacea, Nephtheidae. The transcript is spliced from 3 exons. Gene Ontology annotation, molecular function: zinc ion binding. The record is from RefSeq and is a predicted model, not a curated record.